Molecule: messenger RNA, 1132 nt
Organism: Labeo rohita (rohu)
Lineage: Eukaryota; Metazoa; Chordata; Actinopteri; Cypriniformes; Cyprinidae
Gene: rgs1
Product: regulator of G protein signaling 1
Exons: 4
Coding region: 15-473 (152 amino acids)
Source: RefSeq, a predicted model, not a curated record
GUGAAGGAGACUCCAUGCAGAGGACACUGCUGUCAGAGAUGGCCAUAAAAUUUUGUUGCUUUUCUCAGGAACCCGUUGAUGAUGUGGACUCUUGGGGCGAGUCCAUCGAGAAGCUUCUGUCCUGUAAAGCGGGACAGGCGGCUUUCCAGGACUUCCUAAAGUCGGAAUACAGUGAGGAAAAUAUUCUGUUCUGGCUGGCAUGUGAGGAAUACAAAAAGAUCACGAGCGGACCAGAGAUGAUCAGCAGGGCAAACCAAAUCUACACUGAGUUUGUGCAAACGGAAGCACCGAGACAGGUCAAUAUAGAUUCUGGGACUCGUACAAAUAUUACAAACAACAUCUCUGAGCCAACCCUGAACUCAUUUGAUACGGCACAGAAGAUGAUCUUCAGUCUAAUGGCGAGAGACUGCUAUCCCAGAUUUCUGAAGUCCGACGUCUACCAGUCCGUUCUGCAAAAGCAUGGAAAGAGAUGACUUCAUAAUGACGAAUCAUUAAUGUACAUCAAGUUUAACUAUUGCUUUUUUUUUUUAAUUUUAUAUUUGGUAAGCAUGACCUUUUUAGUUUUGGACUGAAAUAGCACGUCAGUUUUUAUCAUUAUGUUGCCAUAUAAAGUUUUUGGAAGGAAAAACACGUUUACAGAGUCACAGUAGGAUCUGCUCUAAAUGGUUAAUAUUCCGCUGUUGCCUUCUGUUUUAUUUUUCCUGCUCACAGCAAAUUAGAUCAAUUAGCUACAUCUCACGUUAAACUAUAACGGGAAAAAUUCACGCAUGAAAAAAUAAUUUCAUAUGGGAUUAAAAGGAUCUGUUAUGGGCCUGAACGAAUUUAGUAAUUUCCUGGUUAUCAGCAUACUGUUGAGAAAUCAAGAAUAAUAAGAAAAUGAGAAUUUGAAUGCUGCUUUUUUAACAGAUCUUGCACAGUCAUUUACAGUUCAUUUCUAUAAUAGUGCAGCCUAUCGGUCAGAUAUUUUUUUUAAACAAGUUAUUAUGAUGAUGAUAGUGAUUAUAGAUGAUGAUGAUGUCAUUCUUUUUUAUUAUUAAGAAACAUUAUUGCUUAGGUUUUCUUAUGAUUGAUGUUAUGACCGUCAGGAGGAAAUUUGUAAAAUUAUUUUAAAGGACCAUUUAAAUAUGACCAC